This is a messenger RNA of Heterobasidion irregulare TC 32-1, 1333 nucleotides long. RefSeq lists its product as uncharacterized. NCBI's taxonomy places the organism in Eukaryota, Fungi, Basidiomycota, Agaricomycetes, Russulales, Bondarzewiaceae. The record is from RefSeq and is a predicted model, not a curated record. The transcript has 2 exons. The coding region runs from base 267 to 605 and encodes 112 amino acids.
GGUUGUCAACAUGAGGUAGAGGUGAAUUUCACUGCUACAUGUGAUACACGGAUGCUGACUACUGGCAGAAUCUUUGUGGGGUGCUAUCGAACACUUUUGACGGUCUAGUGAUGCAACAAAAAAGGCAUUCGGGUAUGAGUAAUGCAAUUUAGGUAGAAUCGAGCUUCGAGUCAUUCAGGAAAAGAACCACAUAUUACGAUUGUCAGGGUCUCCAUAUCUGCAUACAAUGACCAUAACGAGAUGCAAGAUAGACAAUAUCAGUCGCUAUGUUCAGACGGUGGACAAUCUCACGCAAAAAAGCCUUCUCUUUUGCACCCGCCGUCCCGGUUACCUGCAAUGAUAAGUGCGGUAUAAGGAAAGCACUCUUUGUCCACGUCAGCCAUAGCCUUCCAGCAAUUCUCGGGUGUCGUCUAAAGACCUUGUCUCUAGGAAUCACGAGCGAUCUGAGCGAGGAUCAAAACGAGGAGCUUGGAGUGGUCGAGUGGCGUGCUUUGUACUCUGAAGGAAAGUAUGAAUUAGUGACGCGACAAUAUGGUGUGAGAACAAGAAAGGAAUUAUGCGUAAUGAUGGAUGGAACAAGGAGGGCUCCCAAGGGCGUAAAUUGAUACCCUAGAUUUAAAAAGAAAAAUCGUCAAGCAUCGCACACAAAGCUGUUAUCUCAAGAAGAUCUGUCACAGAUUCACAGAUAGGAUUUCUUCCCCCUUUCGGUGCUCAACAUGUGGAUCAUGAGAGGACGACAAUGGGUUCUCGAAAGAGACGCGAGGCAGGUCGAAGGAAGGUGCCAAGCGGGGUGAUCUCUUGAUUUUCUUUUGUCUCUAGCGUCACGGGUACGAGGGAGUGCCUGAAAGGAUAACACUGCUUUAUGACCCUGAACGCCUAUGCGAGAAAAAUGUUUCCAUUCUCCUUGAUUAGAUAUUGACUCUUCGAAAGCACACAGAAGCUGGGGCAUCAACGAUCAAAUGGGGUCAUAAACAAGAGAAGUGAGUGAGACGCUGAUGGUUGAAUAUUCUCCGAGGUCAAGGUGGGUAUAAUCUGGGUUAUCGCGUCAGCGUUCAAGGGCCGAUCGUCAAAAGGAAACAAAGGAUCAAGGUUUAGCAUACACACGAGCAUUGGAAAUCAGAUCGACAGCGUAUCCUGCAGUCGGGCCCACAACUACCAACGAAGGCUGAACAAAAGAAUAAGAAAAGAACUUGACCAACACGCGCCGACGGCCGUCAUGCGCAACCCGACUUGCACGAUGCAUAUUGUAUCUGGAGCCAUGUCCAGAUACAAAACUCCUGACGGAGUGAUGAGUUCUCUCGAAUAGUCGCGCGCAAGCUCGACAGACAAAGGG